GGUUGCAAUCAAUUCCUCUGCGUUCAUCUCCUCUUCACUCUCCAAUUAACAUUCUAAAAAAUGCAGUGUUCAGAUUAAUGAGUUAUUGUAAUAUAUUAUUCCUUAUAUAUACAAUGAACUGCUAAUUUGCAGACAGUUAAAUUCAAGAUGGAUGUUUGUGAUGAAAACACCAAACGGAAAGCUAUGAGAGCUGUCUGGAUGUUUUCAGGAGUUUCUUUGGUAGACAUCGAGGAGUUAGGUAUAGUAAAGGUAAAGGGAAUAUUUGAUAAGAUUGAAAUGAGGAGCAAACUACAAGAGAUAGAUAGUUCUGUUGACAUCAUCAUUCCCGUACCGGAACACGAACACAGUUUUCUUAUCCCCCCUAAAUUAAAGUUUCCGUUUAAAGUUUUUAAUAGGCGCAUCAUACGGGAUGCUAUGGAAGUUAUUUGGGAGUUUCCAGGAGUUACUUCGGUAGAGGUCAACGAAGAUGAUGUUCAACUAGAGGUGAAUGAUGGAGGUUUUGAUCAAAUUGUAAUGGCGGCGAAACUAAGGGACAUAGAUGAAUCUGCUAGCGUUAUCAUCAAGGCUGGACCAGAUGUACAGACACCCAAUAACGUAACCUCAUGAUGGUCGUUCAAAGCCAUCAAGACUGGACCAUAUGCUGAUCAGGUGGCAACAGUGAGAAUGUCUAUUCGGCAACCAAAGCCAAACAAAAGAAUACGCAGCUUUACCAAGUUUUCUAACUUCACUUCUGUUUAUUUGAAUUAUUCAAUAAGUAAACUAGUCUUCUUAUGAUCUGUAGGAAGCAGUUUCCACUUUCUCCCAAUUUCCAGUUUAUUCUAGGAGUUUUGGCUCCACAAUGUACUUUUGCUAUCUAAUCAAAUGAAAACAAACAAAAAUUAGGUAUUCAAA
Messenger RNA from Camelina sativa (false flax), 891 nucleotides. Lineage: Eukaryota; Viridiplantae; Streptophyta; Magnoliopsida; Brassicales; Brassicaceae. The record is from RefSeq and is a predicted model, not a curated record.